GAAGCUCAAAAGCAGCCAAAGAAUUUCAGCGGUGAAGUUGACUUCUGCUGAUUUAGAGCACUCGUUGCGUUCAUUGAAGACGCAGUUUUGUUGCCGCCUUGAACUUCUUUCUUCAACAAAAACAGCAGCCAUGGAGAAUGGAGAAAUCCCAGAAAACGCCAACGAACAUUGCCCGGGUCCUAAUUCAGAGACGGCGGGUAAAUCCGAUGCCUGCCAAGGUUGCCCUAAUCAGGAAGUUUGUGCCACUGCCCCUAAGGGCCCUGACCCUGACUUGGUUGCAAUUGUGGAAAGAAUGGCUACUGUUAAGCAUAAGAUACUGAUUUUAUCAGGGAAGGGAGGAGUUGGCAAAAGCACUUUUUCUGCCCAGCUCUCAUUUGCACUAGCUGCUAAGGAAUUCCAGGUGGGUCUCCUGGACAUUGAUAUAUGUGGCCCUAGCAUUCCAAAGAUGCUUGGCCUAGAAGGUCAAGACAUUCACCAGAGCAAUCUUGGCUGGUCUCCUGUUUAUGUUGAAUCCAACCUUGGGGUCAUGUCGAUUGGGUUCAUGCUCCCCAACCCCGACGAAGCUGUCAUUUGGAGAGGACCGCGUAAAAAUGGGCUUAUCAAGCAAUUCCUUAAGGAUGUAUAUUGGGGUGAGCUUGAUUUUCUGGUUGUUGAUGCCCCACCUGGGACCUCUGAUGAGCACAUCUCAAUUGUCCAAUUCCUUCAGGCUACUGGAAUAGAUGGAGCAAUCAUCGUCACUACGCCUCAGCAAGUCUCUUUGAUUGAUGUGCGGAAAGAAGUUAAUUUCUGCAAAAAAGUUGGAGUACCAGUUCUUGGGGUUGUUGAGAACAUGAGUGGCUUGUGUCAACCAUUGAUGGAUUUCAGGUUUUUGAGGAUGAUGGAGACUGGUGAACACACAGAUGUCACGGAGAAGGUCAUCGAGUAUAUGAGGGAGAAAGCACCAGAAAUGGUAGAUCUCAUCGCUGCCAGUGAAGUCUUUGAUAGCAGCGGUGGUGGUGCAGCAAAAAUGUGUCGAGAGAUGGGAGUACCAUUCCUCGGUAAGGUGCCAUUAGAUCCACAUCUUUGUAAGGCAGCUGAAGAAGGCAAAUCUUGCUUCGUUGAUCAGAAAUGUGGGGUGAGUGCUCCUGCAUUGAAGCAUAUCAUUGAGAAACUAAUGACAAAUUAUUGGCCCGAAGAAAUGGCUGUGGAACAGUAGCUUAGAGUGAAUUAAUUUUCAUCUGUGGUGAUCAUUGUGGAAUAGAAUUUUUGUUUGCAUGUAAUGUAAUGUAAUAUUCUUCUUCCCGAUUUAUAAUUUUGUGAAAUUUUUCUGUGGGA
Molecule: messenger RNA, 1314 nt
Organism: Theobroma cacao (cacao)
Lineage: Eukaryota; Viridiplantae; Streptophyta; Magnoliopsida; Malvales; Malvaceae
Product: cytosolic Fe-S cluster assembly factor NBP35-like
Biological process (GO): iron-sulfur cluster assembly
Cellular component (GO): cytosol
Molecular function (GO): 4 iron, 4 sulfur cluster binding; ATP-dependent FeS chaperone activity; ATP binding
Source: RefSeq, a predicted model, not a curated record